Molecule: messenger RNA, 2348 nt
Organism: Catharus ustulatus (Swainson's thrush)
Lineage: Eukaryota; Metazoa; Chordata; Aves; Passeriformes; Turdidae
Gene: GCNA
Product: germ cell nuclear acidic peptidase
Exons: 10
Coding region: 190-1671 (493 amino acids)
Cellular component (GO): nucleus
Source: RefSeq, a predicted model, not a curated record
CCGGCCCCGGGGCCCCGCCACCGGGAAUGGCGGAACUGCGCGGGCAGCGGGACCGGGACACAACGGGCAGCGAGCGGGGAACCGGCCUCGGGCGGGACGAGCCCCGGGAGAGGCGCCGCGGGGAGCCAGGGCUGGCGGGGCGGCAGCAGUUCCCUGUACUUCUCUUCCAGCAGUGAUGAUGAAUUUGAAAUGUUUUUAGCUAAAUUGAAAACUCCCAAAUCUGUUUCUAAAAAGGCAGAUACAAGUUUGAAAGACUUCAUUGAUGAUUCAGAUGAUUUCUUCUUGGAUUUGAAAGUGAAAAAGAGCACAACCAAGAGUGCACGGAAAGAUCUUCAGACCUCAAAAAAGCUGAACACCCCUGGAAAGAGAAACACUUGCUGCCAAGAAUUGCAGUAUCCAGAUACUUCAAGUGACAUUGAAGAUUCUGUCUUUGUAGAAAGUCCAUGCAAUAACCACCAAAAAGACGGAGUGAAAGACUUAAAAGGGAGUCAAAAGUGCAUAAAUCUUUCACUUCCACAAAAUCGGAAAGAGUCAGUUUUCAAAGGCACUCCAGAUUUACUUGUUAGAAGGAAAGAAAGAAGCUGUGAAAAUACAAAAAAUAAAUUGCCAACUGUGGCACUAACACAGUGUACAGGGGUGGAGUCAGAUAGCUCAGAUGACAGUUUUGAAUCUUUAAUGGAACGGAUUCAGAAGCGAAGUCUGCCCCGGAAACCAGUCUUAAGCACCAGCAGAACUGUCUUUGAGCCAAGCACGACAGAAAACAUCAAGCCACCCUGCAAAGAUGCACAGCCUGUGAAAGGGGAGGGAGGCAAGACACCAAAGCCAAAAUCCAUUUCACUUCAAGAAACGCCUUCCAUGAUAAGGACUUCUGCAAGAAUUCCUGGGAAUGAAUCAGUCAGUUGCUCACAGUCAGCAAAGACAGAGAAAAGGGUCAGGGUAUGCUCAGUGCCUGGUUGUUUCUUGCAAGAGCUUUCAAAUCCAGCUUCCCACUAUGUGAAGUAUUUCAAGAAAAAUAAAGAGGAGCUGGCCCAGAAGCUCUACAGGCUCUUUAAUAGUACCAUCUUUGAGCAAAAGUUACCAGAGGACAUGGUAAUAAUCUGGAAUAAGAAAAUGAGAAAAACAGCGGGGUAUUGUGUAACGGGGCAGAGGGGAGGCCCUGAAGGAAAGCGUUACGCUCGCAUUGAACUCUCUGAGAAAGUCUGUGACUCUGCAGAUCGCCUUCGGGACACGCUGAUCCACGAGGUUUGCCACGCAGCCACCUGGCUCAUCAACGGUAUUCGGGAUGGACACGGGCGGUUCUGGAGGUUCUAUGCCAACAAAUCAGCUGUAAUUCAUCCAGAACUGCCAGUGGUGACACGCUGCCACAGCUAUGAAAUUAAUUACAAAUUCACCUACGAGUGUGUUCGGUGCAAAGCUACGAUCGGGCGGCACUCGCGGUCCCUGGACACAGCGCGAUUCGUGUGCGCCUUCUGCGGGGAACAGCUGGUCCUCAGGCAGCCCCUGGGCAAGGGGGGCACCCCUGCCAGGACACAGCUCACUCCCUUUGCUAAAUAUGUGAAGGAAAACUAUGGGCUUGCUAAGAGAGAGCAGCACGGGCUGAGUCAUGCAGAGGUCAUGAGGAAACUCAGUGCUGAUUUUGCUUUGAAAACCAAGCUGGAAGAUUCCUUUUAGUAUCUCAAUAUACCUCCUUUCUUGGUGCCACUUAAAUUUUGUAUACAGAGUAGUAAAAGUUCUGAGCAGCGCUUACACAUAGCAUGUCUUCAGUGACUCCAAUGAGUAAGGGAUUUACUGUUUAAUCUGGGCAGCUGAUAGGCUGUAGACUCUGUGUGUGCUGAAGAACUGCUGUGUGUGCUUCUGGCUGGGAUUGCCAGAGGCAAGAAAGUCCAGGCCCACCAGCCCAAGUCCUCUGACUCUGAAUGACUCCAGAGCAGGAAAAGGGGCAUACCUGAGAUGGGCUUCACCAUGGGUUCAGAUAUUCUCCCAUGUAGAGUUUCCUGAGAGAUCCUUGGCUGUUCUUAUUACAAUUAAGUGGUAGGUAGAUGGUUCCUUAAAUCCAUUAACAGAAUAUAUCAGUGUCUCCAAAGCCUUUUAGCCCUCAGUAAGAUUGAAGCUCUUUGAUUAAAUUUUAAUGUAGUGCACCUCUAUCGUUGAGAUUUCAAAGAAACUAAAAUACAUGCAGAUGGUCAGAUUGGGGAAAGCAGAUUCACUUUCACAUGGCUUAAGUCUUUCAUGUAAAAUGCAACUGAAUCGGUGUUACAGUAUUUGUGUCUUCUGAAAGCAAAUUACUCAGGGGCUUAAUAAUUUUGAUAAUCAAUAAAUGUCAGUUUGAUACAAACUCUUGCAAUGAA